AUGGACACUGAUGCAGCUGGGCAGGGCACUGCUAAAGUCCGUCUCUCAAAAUCCCUCUCAGCGGGUGAAAAAGCAGCUACUGCUUCUAGGAAGGAAAAGAUAAAGGCGGCCCUUGCUGAGCUUGGGAUUCCACAUGAUUCGGACAACGUCCCUAAUAUUGCGGUCUUGGGAUCCGGAGGAGGUCUGCGUGCCACAAUUGCCCUUUGUGGGACACUAGUGGAGUUGAAGAACCAUGAUCUCUUAGACUGCGCUAUGUACUUGACUGGGGUUUCAGGUUCUACCUGGUGUAUGACAUCCUUCUACAAAACUGAGAAUUGGACAGAAAGAUUACAGGAGCUGGAAACACUUCAGCGGGAAAGCCUCACCCAAGACCGGUGGGAAUUUGAGAUAGCAGCAAGAGCUUUGCUGAAGGCCGCAAGUGAUGAGAAUUACUCUCUGACAGAAUUCUGGUCUUAUUUUGUUGUGUACCAAAUGCUAAAUGAGCUGGAUGAGACUACAUUGUCUGAGCUGAGGGGAUCUUCUGAGAAUGGGAAAAAUCCUUAUCCUGUUUAUGCAGCUGUGAACAACAACACAUACGCCGAAAACCUUGCAGGCACCUGGUUUGAAUUUACCCCACACGAAGUUGGGAUUCCUGACCUUGGGGCCUAUGUAGACACCAAAUACUUUGGGAGCGUAUUUGAAAAUGGGCAAAUGAUUGAAGAGAAGGAGGAGAAAAAUAUCUGCUAUCUGCAGGGUUUAUGGGGAAGUGCCUAUGGCAGAAAGGCGGACAUGAACAAGAUAAUACGUGAUGCUUUAGGACUGUUUCGAGUCAGUAUGAGAAGAUACUCUGGGGGUUUUCAUCUUUUCUAUAAGUUAUACCACGUUCUAAUGAAGACCACUACAUGUCUGCACCAAUGGAAAUGGGGAACCACCAAUAACUUCCUGUACAAGUGCUGUGGUGAUGAAGUCUAUAACCUGUCGAGUGAAAAGACAAUAUCUCUGAUUGAUGCUGGUCCGGCCAUAAACACUGCUUAUCCACUCAUUUUGCACCCUGAGAGGAAUGUGAAGCUGAUCCUUUCUUUUGACUUCAGCUCUAGGGAUCCUUUCAUGACCAUCGAAAAAGCAGCUGACCACUGUGCAAAAUUUGGAAUCAAAUUUCCUAAGAUAGAUGAAAUAAAAUCAGAGGACAAAAAUAACCCAUCAGGUUGCUACAUCUUCAGGGGAAAAGAUGCUCCGACCGUCAUGCAUUUCCCACUAUUCAACAAGGACAACUGUCCAGGUAAAAUUGCAGAAUACAAAAUGCAGUUUGCCACAAACAAGUUGAAAUAUUCCAAUGGAGAAAUUGAAAAGCUUCUCGCUGCAGCAAAGAAGAAUGUCGUGAACGCUCGGCAAAAAAUCUGGGAAGAGAUUGAGCGCGCUGUGGCUCCUUCUUCCUGA
Euleptes europaea (tarantolino) is the source of this 1416-nucleotide messenger RNA. Its product is annotated as cytosolic phospholipase A2 gamma-like. The coding region runs from base 1 to 1416 and encodes 471 amino acids. Gene Ontology annotation, molecular function: calcium-dependent phospholipid binding; calcium ion binding. The transcript has 12 exons. Lineage: Eukaryota; Metazoa; Chordata; Lepidosauria; Squamata; Sphaerodactylidae. Gene Ontology annotation, biological process: glycerophospholipid catabolic process. The record is from RefSeq and is a predicted model, not a curated record. Gene Ontology annotation, cellular component: cytosol; nuclear envelope; nucleoplasm.